Molecule: messenger RNA, 474 nt
Organism: Amoebophrya sp. A120
Lineage: Eukaryota; Dinophyceae; Syndiniales; Amoebophryaceae
Source: the annotation of a GenBank genome assembly
UUUCACUGCAGGGCCCCGCUAUUCUGGGCGCAGCGGGGCAGUUACGGCGGCGGGCUUCUGCCCCGCCUGUGCUGCGCGGCUUUGGGGACCUCUGCCCCGCGUCUCGUCCCCAGGCGCAUUGGGCCGCGCGAAGGAAGGGCGCCGCUGGUUUCCUGCUGAAAGAACGCGGCGGGGGACGCAACGCACCCGCCUGAAGUGCCCGGCGAGUCUGUGCGUUGGCACCGGCAGAGGCGGGCUUCGCUGCGGAAGUUUUCGCGCAAUAUUUGGGCGGCCAGCCGCCGUCGGCGCAGUGCGCCCGGCCGACGCGCCAGAAAGGACAUGGAGCGACAGUUCUUUCCCUUGCCGCGAACGUGGCCGAUCGCUUCCAGGACUACCCGGCGCACAUGCGUAGCGAGGCCGGGGGCGCGCGCCUCAUUCCCCUGCUUUGGCGCCCAGCCCACCCCGGCUCUAUCAAGCGGAAAGAGGGCGGGAGGU